AUGGACAACUCACCGACGGCUCUGUUCGACUCUUAUGAACAGGACUUCCAACAAAUCAUCCAGAGUAUCAGGGACAAAACCGAUGGAGACGCAAAGGGGGAGCAGGCAGAGCAGCGCAAGGCUGCUUUGCGCAGGGUCGAGAUGGAACUAGACGAGGCAGACGAAAUGGUGUCGCAAAUGGAGAUAGAGAUCCAAGGAAUUCCACAGUCCAUAAAGCCGUCCUACCAAACUCGCAUCAAGUCUGCAAAGGCCGAACUGCAGAGAUACAAGAAACUCUCAAAGGACCUGCAUGCGCAGUUCUCGCGCGCGGACCUCUUGGGUUCGGCGACGCGCCCUGGCAUGGAGGGGUCGCUUUCGGAUGAUCCGUAUGGCACGUCCACUGACAGAACGCGGCUGCUUGCUGGCAAUUCUAUCUUAGAGGACGGGACGCGUAGGCUUCAGGAAAGUCAGCGAAUCGCGCUCGAGACAGAGGAGCAGGGCACAGAUAUUCUGCGGAGUCUUCGGGUGCAACGGGAACAGAUUCAGAACUCACGGGAUACGCUGCAACGCGCCGACACGUCAAUUGACCGCGCUUCGGGUACGCUGAAGAAGAUGAUUAGACGGAUGUACCAACAGCGCAUAGUCACCGGGGCGAUUAUACUUGUGCUCGUCUUAUUGAUUGCCAUCAUUCUCUGGGCGAAGUUAUGGCGUUCAUGA
Messenger RNA from Fibroporia radiculosa, 696 nucleotides. RefSeq lists its product as uncharacterized. The record is from RefSeq and is a predicted model, not a curated record. Bases 1 to 696 code for a protein of 231 amino acids. Gene Ontology annotation, biological process: vesicle fusion with Golgi apparatus; intracellular protein transport; retrograde transport, endosome to Golgi. Lineage: Eukaryota; Fungi; Basidiomycota; Agaricomycetes; Polyporales; Fibroporiaceae. Gene Ontology annotation, cellular component: endoplasmic reticulum membrane; Golgi apparatus; ER to Golgi transport vesicle membrane. The transcript is spliced from 5 exons. Gene Ontology annotation, molecular function: SNAP receptor activity; SNARE binding.